Xiphophorus couchianus (Monterrey platyfish) is the source of this 8093-nucleotide messenger RNA. It is a transcript of the gene gramd1bb, whose product is annotated as GRAM domain containing 1Bb. The record is from RefSeq and is a predicted model, not a curated record. Gene Ontology annotation, biological process: intracellular sterol transport. Gene Ontology annotation, cellular component: plasma membrane; endoplasmic reticulum membrane; endoplasmic reticulum-plasma membrane contact site. The transcript is spliced from 24 exons. Gene Ontology annotation, molecular function: cholesterol binding; cholesterol transfer activity. NCBI's taxonomy places the organism in Eukaryota, Metazoa, Chordata, Actinopteri, Cyprinodontiformes, Poeciliidae. Bases 1047 to 3827 code for a protein of 926 amino acids.
GUGCGGUGGCAGAUAGAACAGGAGCAAGUCGGAAAGGGAGGAGCAUUUCUCUUUAUUUUCUUUGGGGAUUUAAGCUGCUUCAGAUUGGCUUCAAGACUGGGGGAGGAUUCCCCUGUCUUUCUACUCAGCAUGGCUUUCUGCUCUGAUCUAAGACAGUAGUUUGUUUUGAAACUGAGGGGGUGAAGAGGAGGGAGGGAGAGGGACACUUCCCUCUCCAGCCUUUGUAGCCAACCCACUUGACAGAUGGCACCGGCAGGAUGAUCUUUGACUCUCUCCCAGGAACCAUGCCUCACUUCGCUCACUGAGCCCCAUCACCUCCCUCUAGCCCGUAGGCGGUAACUUGGUGGAAGCAGCAAUGAGCUGGAGCCUAGGACGGACCUCGACAACCAGAACAAGCUGUGUCUUUCUCUGCCUCAGGGAUGCCAGAAUAAGAACCAAGUGAGAACAAUAUCCAAAUCCGAACCACAGCAUCAAUAUUCAAGGGCUGACAUCUGGUGCCUUUGCCUUUAACAUAAAAGCAGCUAAGGUACCUACUCCAGCUCCUUGGUUAGUAGUAUAGCCAGUGUUUGUAACUUGGCCUGUCAGUCUCUGGGGAGGACCAGCAAAGGAGUUGUGUUACACUCUCUGACAGGCCUUAUGCAUGUUUCAUCUGCUGCUCUCAGAACAGAAGCCCCUUUUGUUAUCUAAUCUAGCCCUCUUCUUCCCAGCCUGAGUGAAUGAGUUUAUUGCAACAACACUGUUCUUCACAGACUGUCAGCCAGAUGCCAAAACUGAUGCAUAUUCAGCAGCUAAGGAGCACGAAGAGAACUUUGUCUGGUCUAACAUAUUUGGACCUGCUUUAUAACCGCUGAAAGCACUCAAAAUGGACUUAAGAAGAUAAAACGCUAUGUGAGGACUUAAAAAAAACUGGCGUGUGCUUGAUCUUUUAAGGACUAACCUAAAACUUCAAGCUAAAACUUCAAGUUCUCUAGCUACAGAACUAGAGAAUCCAGAUCUCUUAAAAGAACUUUGUUUGGGACUGCUUGGACUUUGUCAGACUUGGAGCAAUGGGUGACACUCUGAGACCUCCUUCGCUCCAGGUGAGUGUCCCAAAAGAUGCACCAGCUUAUUCAGAUGGAGGGAACAAUGCAGUAUCAGAUGGUUCUGUGCGAUCCAGCUCCUCAACCCCGACUCUUCGACGCAAGCGCUUCAAGAUGCGACGCAUGAGGAAUGUGCCAAGCGAGAGGGAGAACACAAGAGCACAGCUAACCACCAUUCAGCUCACAGCCAGAUCCCGGUCCAGCUCCAAGGAAUACCUCCAGUUGCCUUCCAUUGAGAUCACACCAUCCAGUGAUGAAGAUGCCCCAUCUUCCUGGUCAAGUUGUUCCACCCCCAGUGCGUCUCCACGACGCAGGCGCUUUCUAUUGAGAAGGUGGCUGAAGGUCAGAGAGAAGAAGGAGCAAGGCAGUGAAAGCAGCAGCCAGCAAAGCAGUCAGCAGAGCAGCCUGCAAAGCAGCCAUGAAGAUGACAGCACUCGCUUCUUGACACCACAGAUCCGAGAGGAGAGGUCUGACAGUGCAGCGGACAAAAUCAGCACUGCCAGUAACUCAAACAAGAGCUCGCCCACCUGCUCACCAGUCCUGCGUAAACGUUCGCGCUCUCCCACACCACAGAGCCAGGAGGGUGAGAACAUGGUGGAGAAGGGUUCAGACCACUCCUCCGACAAGUCCCCCUCCACACCUGAGCAGGUCGUCCAGAGAACGUACUCUGUGCAGUCGGCGCGAAGUGGUGGAAAGAACUCCAAGUCUCACAAGCGACUUUCCAAAAAAAGCCAAAGCUGGUACAACCAUGAAAGACAGCACAUCAUGAGAGUGCUGAGCCCGACAUACAAGCAGCGCAAUGAGGACUUCAGGAAACUCUUCAAGCAGCUCCCUGACACAGAGAGGCUCAUUGUGGACUACUCCUGUGCUCUUCAGCGGGACAUCCUCCUGCAGGGACGGCUCUACCUCUCUGAGAACUGGAUCUGUUUUUAUAGCAACAUCUUUCGCUGGGAAACUCUCCUGACAGUGCGGCUAAAGGACAUCUGUUCAAUGACGAAAGAGAAGACUGCUCGUCUCAUUCCCAAUGCCAUCCAGGUCUGCACAGACAGUGAGAAGCACUUCUUUACCUCAUUUGGAGCCAGAGACAGGACCUACAUGAUGAUGUUCAGACUCUGGCAGAAUGCCCUGCUUGAGAAGCCUCUUUGCCCGAAAGAACUUUGGCACUUUGUCCAUCAAUGCUAUGGCAACGAGCUGGGCCUAACCAGUGACGACGAGGAUUAUGUCCCUCCUGAUGACGACUUCAACACCAUGGGGUUCAGUGAGGAGAUUCCCAAUGAAGAGAACGAGAUAAACAAUGACAACUUGACAAAGAACAGUGCAGACGCCAAGCCUGAGGGGAGUCCUCCUUCACUACACAAGAAAGUUAUCCCAAAUAACUCGCUCCCAAGUCCUGGAAACCAUGACACAACCAUCACUUUUGAAAUUCCCGCAGAAGAAUUUGCAGACUGCCUACCGCACGCCGAGCUGCUGACGGUGCCCCUAGUGGUGGAGGACAAGAAUGACACCAGCGGGCCUGGUGGUCCUGUCCCCUCACCUUCGCUGGACUUUAACGACAAUGAGGACAUCCCCACUGAGCUCAGUGACUCUUCAGAAACUCACGACGAGGGUGAGGUGCAGGCUUUCCAUGAAGACUUGAAUGGCAGGCAACAUAUCAACGAGGUGUACAAGUUCAGUGUGGACAAGCUCUACGACAUCCUCUUCACAGAGUCUCAGUUUAUGAGUGACUUCAUGGAGCAGAGGCGCUUCUCAGAUAUUGUGUACCACCCGUGGAAGAAGGAGGAGGCAGGAAACCAGACCAGAGUGAUAAUGUACACCAUCUCUCUGUCUAACCCUUUGGCACCAAAAACCGCCACUGUCACAGAAACGCAGACUCUGUACAAAGCCAGUCAGGAAAGUGAGUGCUACAUCAUCGACGCCGAGGUGAUUACGCAUGACGUGCCCUACCAUGAUUACUUCUACACGCUCAACCGCUACAUGCUCACACGGGUGGCCAAGAACAAGUGUCGGUUACGUGUUUCAACAGAGCUGAGGUACAGAAAGCAGCCAUGGGGGCUGGUCAAAGGAUUCAUUGAGAAAAACUUCUGGAGUGGACUCGAAGAGAACUUUCGCCAACUGGAGGUGGAGCUGUCCAAGCUGGAGGAGCUCCUGAUGGAGACCCACCAGCUGUCUCCGAAGGCCAAGGUGGUGAAGAACGCUACGGUGAGGCGGAAGAAGAGGCCUCUCCCCCACAUGCGAAGCCAACACCUGGAUGAGGCCCUCAGUCCUGUUACCACGCCGACAGACGAGGAAGUGAUUCAGAGGAUCAAACAUGUGGUGGGCUCCACACAGACGAGGCACCAAAGUCCAGAACACCCUCACCUGCCAGGAGGCCUGGCUCUGUACAGCGUCUCCAAACUGCUGCUCAUUAUCAGCUUUGUGAUCUGUGUCAGCUUGGUCCUGCUGGUGUUCCUCAACAUGAUGCUCUUCUAUAAGCUUUGGAUGCUUGAGUACUCAGCUCAGUCCUUAACAACAUGGCAAAGUCUGCGACUUCAGGAGAGUAAGCUGCCUCAGACCCAGAUGGAGUGGGCCCAACUUCUGGAGGCGCAGCAGCGUUACCACGACGCCGAGCUGCAGAAGUGGAGAGAAAUCAUAAAGUCGUCAGUAGUUCUGCUGGACCAGAUGAAAGACUCGUUGUUGAACCUCCAGCGAGGCAUUGGUUUGAGGGACUACAGCUCCGAGACCGAGGAGAAGAAAAGUCGCUACCACUGACACACCACCACAAGGCCAUGAGGGCGUGCCGUGCAAUAUAAGGACCUGUUUUGUUUGUCAAGACGUAUGGAGGCAGCAGCAGGGCAGAGAGGGAGGCGGGACCAACGGUGAGCGGGUCCAAAGACACAGAGGAAAGGACAGUAGUAGUUUCUGGAGCACCCAGAGAGGGGAGUGUUGGAGGUAUUCCCAACAUCUCUGUGGCAUCAUGGGAAGACGCGAGACAUUCUCGCCCUUUACACCAGUGGGAAACGUUUCCAUUCAGCUCUUUUUAUUUUCAAGUGCAUCCUACUGUAAGCCAUGUCAACAGGAGAGUCUCCGAGAUAAAGAAGGAACCACUGCAUGCAUGUAGACAACAGUCCUCAGUGUCAAUAUGGUCCAGUUCCAGUCGAUGUAUGUCAGAAAAAAGACCAGAAAAGGAGAGACCCAGUCAAAGGACAUGGGUGUCUUUUUGAGUCUUAAGCAUCUCUUGACUGUUCCAAACACAAAAUCGGUCCCUCAAAGUCCAUGCUGUAGCGUCCCUUUAACAAAUCUCUGGGUGAUCUGAGCAGAGAUUCAACAAAACAACUGGUAUUCUAGCCAGGAGGUCAGCUUUACUGAUCGCUCUCCUUGUUUGAACCUGGUCCACAUGGUUCCUGUCAGGGCUGGCUCCCUGUCAGACCAACCUGUCAAAAUGUUACAAAUCUGUGGAUUGCUGAGAACCCAGUUUGUCUUAUCAGCAUACAACAAUCAGAUCGUUACUAACCGCUACUUACAAUUACGUCUCCUCGUCCUGAUGAAGUGGAAUGUAUUAGUCCGUUAGGACUUGAUCCGAUUUUCAACACAACUUAACAUUUAAAUUGGGGACUCUGCAGUCAGGCCAGUAGGGAGAACUGCAUUCUUACGUGUUUUAUUACUAAGCUGUGAUGAAAUUUCUUUACAGAUGUUUCAAAUUGGAAAACAUUCUAUGAAUAUAUUUGAAAUAUAUAAGAAUAUUUCACUAUUUAAUAUAUAUUUCAAUAUAAAUAUAUAUAAAUACAUGACCUAUAUUUAUUGUUAAUUUAUGUACAUAGAGAAAUUCUCAGAGCUCGAGACAAGUUAGAGUUUCUAUUGAAAAGUGUUUUCUUCUACGAAAUGCAUGCCAGAUAUGUCUGUGACAUGUCCAGUGUGCAAGUAUGAUUCUGCAUUUGUGCGAUUAUAUUCGCGCUCCUAUGUGUGUGUGUGUGUGUGCGCGCGUGUGUGAGAGAUAGAGUGUGUGUGUGUGUGUGUGUGGGUCGUUGUGUGUGCUUACACAUGUGUACUGGAAAGUGUGACAUUUUUACCAUUCCACACUCGUAUGUUUCUUACUUUUUCUCCUCUUCUGGCUCCCUGCAGCCAGACUGCCUUUAUUUUAUUUUGAAUGCUAAUGUCUUUUGGAUAAUGCCUUGCAUUAUUGUCCCACCAGGGUCCAGUUUACACUAGAAGAGUUUUGUUCCAAAGUGAUGUAUCCAGAAUCUGAAAACAAAAUGAACUCCUGCUUUUGCAAAAAGUGAUUGGUUGUGGAAGUUAACACAUUUUAAAAAAAAAAUAUUUAUUAGAAGAAGGUCCUAAUUGAGUGAAGAAAUUGAUGAUUUUCCUCAUUUAAAUGGAUAUGUAAUAUUUUGGAUGAAAACCCUUCCUUCGCCCUCUGUAAGCAGCUCCAUUGUCACCGCUCUGGUGGCUUGACCUCUCUUUGCUGAACAGGAAUCUUUUGACAUUUUGAGAAAAGCAUUCCUUGUUUGAACCACUUCUACAUCUGGAAUUGCUAAUAACGAGAUCGUAAUUUGGAAAGAAAAUCGGAAUCCUUCAAAUCCUCUUUAAGUUUAAGUUCUAACUGAUCAAAAACAACAAAUGCAUUAGUGAUGACACUCUCAAAAUGCCAAACUAUCCCUGUAAUCCAGAUUAUUGUAAUUUCCCUCUUCUUAUUUCAAGUGUCUGUUUUUGGGUGCAAUAAAAGCAUGAAAAUAAACGUUACGCAACUAAACUGAACCAAAAGUAAAGAGUAGAAUUGCACCAUCACAGUUUCUCACAUUGUGUUAAAUGGAGUGUUCAUCAUGUAUGUCAUGUACUAUAUAUAUAUAUAUAUAUAUAUAUAUAUAUAUAUAGAUAGAUAAAUAUCUAUAUGUAAGAAAGGAGAUGCGUUGUAGAGCAUCUUUGGAGAGUUUCUUAGCAAAGACCCCCGUACAGCAUUUCCAAAAAUGAAGAAAGAAAAGAUUUCCUCAUUAAACAGUGAAGCACUUUAAGGCCUUUUCAGGUAGAGAAUAAAAAUAUAUAUAUAAUGGUUCUGUUUAGAGAUGAAUGUAGAGGAAAUACUACACUGGUGAUUUACAACUUUCAAACUCAUUAAACGUUUUUUUGGGGGGAAACUGAGAUCUUUCCUAAACACAUCCCGAAUAUGAAAAAUAUCAGAUUUCUCUAUGUUUUUAGGGUAAAGAAGGGAAAAGUGAAUUCUGGAUGCCCCGGCUCUGUGUUUUAAUGGUGGGCAUGGUGAAACUUGGAGAAAAGCUCCUUGACUGGAUUUCUGCUAUGCUUAAUGUAAUUUUAAAAAGUCACAGAGUUAUGAUAUCAGAGGAAAAUCUAGAAGUUUGAAUGUGAAAUGAUGUUCCUUAGGGUUCACUUGUAAAAUCCUGACUACCACAGUUAACAGAGAAGCUGUGCUUCAUGUAAGUGAUGGUGAAGGAACGUCGUGUUUUUCCAAAUAAAAAUAUGGCCGAGAUGCUUUAAAGGUUUGUUUUUAAAGGGUAUUUGAAGUGUUCAUUUUACACAAGCAGGUGUUUUUCAUUUAAAAUUUAAAAUAUUGUCAGAUAGGCAUGGGCCGGGUUGUUGUCCUCGUGGUUUCGUAAUCUUAAUAUCUGAGUUUUACAGUAUUAUGGUAUUUACAUAAAAAAAAUUAUUGUAUAACAUGAACUUUGUUUAUUUAUAGCAAAAAAGAAGCAAUCAUUCUUACUGCUGCUAAAAUUAUGUAGUUUAUACUAAUACUGUUGUAAAAAUGUAUUUUAAUUUUGAUAAGCAAAAAAUAUCCACCUGCUAAAUUUAGGUGUAUUUUUUAAGUAAUUAUUUUUUUUUUUUUUGCUGCUGCGCUCUUAAUAGAGCAACAUAAGGAUAACAAUCUGAUAUUAACUGGCUAGUUAGUGGGGCUCUCUGCUCCAGUACGGCCUGCACUGGUUGCUUUACAGAAACGGCACUUGCAGCUCGCAGAUUGUAGCUUUUAAAACGUUCCAGUCAAAGGAACGAUGGGUGGAGCUCUUUGAGUUUUUACUCUGUGAUUGCCUGCAACUUGAAAUAUUUCCAAGCAAAUUGAUGUUUCUUGUGAGUGAGGGAAAAAUGAAGGACCCGUUCUUUGAGCCACCUAACCAGCAGUUCACAGCAACAGGUGGUGGAGGGUUCAGAGUUUUUUUCCAAGCAACUGGAGAAAAUCUGAUCACCCCAGCAAUUUUUCUGGUAUUUCCUGACUUUAAACUGCAGGAACGACUUAAUGAAAAGGCUUUUAGCUGGUUUUAUGACCUUGGUAUAACUUAAUACCUGUAACCGGUCCAUGCCUAUUCUCACAGCUUGAUUUGGGUAAAACAAGUUGUCAGGAUGUAUUUCCAGCGUAUCUACAGUUAUGCAAAAUUUGACUUGCACAAACAUAAGCAACAAUCAAUCCCUGUUUGCUUUCAGUCUCUCUUUUCUAGCUUGCACUCGCACAGUUAACCUGUGUUAAAUGAAUGAUUGUAUGGUUGCUCUUGCUGCUGUGUAACACAGAUUGGGUUUUUUGUUUUGUUAUUAUUAUUUUUUUUAUUAUUAUAUCACUGAUAAGAGAUUGCGUGGUUCAGUGAUUGCACCCCGUUCGGCAUGGCGAGUCUGCUGUGCUGAACAUGCAGCACUGUGUUAACCCAACUGGAAUCACGCGCCACCUCCUGAAAACGACCACUGAUCAAAACUCCUGGCAAACACUCUUCUACAAGUGUGUCUUGAGAUAACAUGUUCUGCUGUAUUUCUUUUUAAAAGCAAUUCUACUGUAUUUUUUUUAUUAUUAUUCUAGAAGAUGUUUUCAUCUCUAGACUUUUAGUGAGAUUUAUACACAAGAUGAGUAUACUUUAAGUAUAUGUUGUGUAUUUCUGCAGUGUGCACACAAACACACUGACAAAAGAAUCCGGCCUGCGCUGCGCGCGGGUUUUGACUUGCUGAUGAUUUUUGCCUCAUAGAAACCGAAAAAAAAACCAGAAGUGGCUUUCUGGUUCAUGUGAAGUAGAAACUGGAAGUAUGAAUAAAGAUUUUUAAAAACCCAAA